Arthroderma uncinatum is the source of this 783-nucleotide messenger RNA. Its product is annotated as urease accessory protein ureG. Lineage: Eukaryota; Fungi; Ascomycota; Eurotiomycetes; Onygenales; Arthrodermataceae. The transcript is spliced from 3 exons. Bases 1 to 783 code for a protein of 260 amino acids. The record is from RefSeq and is a predicted model, not a curated record. Gene Ontology annotation, molecular function: GTPase activity; nickel cation binding.
AUGUCUCACUCGCACGAUGCCACCAACCACGGCCACACGCACGAGAUACUCGACGGGCCCGGCUCAUACGUCGGCCGCGAGCAACCACUUAUAGAGAACCGCGACUGGAAUGAUAGGGCCUUCACGAUCGGAAUUGGCGGGCCCGUCGGAUCAGGGAAAACAGCUUUAAUGCUAGCAUUAUGCCUAGCGUUACGUGAUGAGUAUAACAUUGCGGCUGUUACAAACGAUAUAUUUACUCGAGAAGACGCAGAGUUUCUCACUCGCAACAAGGCCCUCUCUCCAUCUCGUAUCCGUGCCAUCGAAACAGGAGGAUGUCCCCACGCGGCUGUCCGCGAGGAUAUAAGUGCCAACCUCCUCGCUCUCCAACAGCUACAACGCAAGUUCAAAACAGAUCUACUCCUCAUCGAGUCUGGAGGGGACAAUCUCGCAGCAAACUACUCUCGUGAGCUCGCCGAUUUCAUCAUCUACGUCAUCGAUGUUGCAGGCGGGGAUAAGAUACCGCGUAAAGGCGGACCAGGUAUCACUGGCAGUGACCUGUUGGUAGUCAACAAGAUCGACCUUGCAGAGGCCGUGGGGGCUGAUUUGGGUGUGAUGGAGAGAGAUGCGUCGAAAAUGAGAGAAGGAGGUCCAACUGUCUUUGCUGUCGUAAAGCAGGGGAAGGGGGUGGAACAUAUCGUGAAUUUGAUAUUGAGUGCCUGGAAGGGCAGUGGGGCGUAUGAUGCGAGCUUGGAGAGAUGGAAGAACGGUGCACCCAAGAACUCGGGGUCCGUAGAUGAUGAGUGA